UCUCUCUCUCUCUCUCUCUCUCUAAGUCGACGCCAUUGGUGAUGUCAUGGUACAGCUCCGAGCUCUGUGUUUAGAGCCGAUACGUUUCCAGCUUUUCCCCCCAUCUCCGGCUGAUGAGAUGACUCAGUAAAUGUUCAUCCGGACAAUCAUCCGUUGCUCAGCCUUGUCGCGUACGUACUUCAUUUGCUCGGAUUGUGUAAGAAGUGAGACCGAGGUGAGCUGAUACUUUAACUCGACGGAGGGGAGGAGUGGGGGAGAUGAAGACGAAGAAGGAGGGUGAGGCGAAGGCGAGGAGUAAGGUUGUGGUGAGGCAUCUGCCUCCGUCUCUCUCGCGGUCGGAUUUCUUCGGCCAAAUCGACACCCUCUUCGCCGAUCGCUGCAGUUGGACUUCCUUCCGCCCCGGCAAGAUUUCCAGCCGAAAGGGUCAACAGUGUUCUCGAGCCUACGUUGACUUUAAGAGGCCAGAAGAUGUAAUUAACUUUGCAGGGUUCUUUGAUGGACACGUGUUUGUCAAUGAGAAGGGUGCUCAUUUCAAGGCCAUAGUUGAAUAUGCACCUUGUCAACGGGUUCCAAAGCGAUCCCCUAGGGAUAGUCGUGAGGGGACAAUAUACGUGGAUCCCGAUUACUUGGAGUUCCUUAAACUUAUUGCCAAACCUGUGGAGAAUCAUGGAAAACCUGCAAUUCAGCUGGAAGCAAUAGAAGCGGAACAAGCUGAAGAAACUCCUGUUGUCACGCCACUUAUGGAAUUUGUUCGUCAGAGAAGAGCUGUUGAGAAUGGAAUCCAGGAUGCAUCAGCCGUUGGGAAGUCCACUAGAAAAGCUCUGGCAGCAUCCAAAGGCAAGCUUGCCUCAGUAAAUAAAAAGCAUGGACAAGCCAGGAAAAAGGAUGUUCUUAAAGACAGCAAAAAGGGCGCCAUUGGGAGAGACAAAUCAGAAAAUGAUAACAGGACCCCCAAAUCGGAGAAGAAAAAGAUCCUGCUUCUUAGAGGGAAAGAACUAGAAGUUCCUAAGGGUGAAAUGACUUCAAUCACUAAUUCAACUGGUCUAAUUGCUUCCAAGCAGAGCCAUCUGCGUGAAAGUAGUCAGAAGUUGAUUCGAACCAUACUUUUGAAAAAUGAAGCGCAUCAGUCUUCUUCUAGCAUUCUGGCAAAGAAAAUUAAGCCCGAGAUUCUUGAUAAGGGAAAGCAGCUGCCCCAGCCCACCGACCUCGAGUCAAGUGAGACCUGUUAUGUCUCUGAGGAUGCUGUGCACUCAGUUAGUUCUGAUAAUUAUGUGAAAAAGACUGCAGAUGACCAGUUUGUCAGCAAAGACCUGCAUGCUGCAGAUAAUAUUCGCGAGAAGCCAGCUAAACAUGAUACAGUAAUAGGUGUCAGGUCCGGAAGCAGAACUGGGGAAAACUUGACCCUUUCAACCAGACAAAAUAUUUCCUCCCUAGAAAAUGGGUCCAAAGGAUAUUUUGGCCACGGCCGUACAUUAGGCCACAAUAUGAAAAAUGACCACUACAGGAGGAAGGACGGUGACUUCAGAAAUAAAGCGGGUGUGAAGUCAUCAAAGCGAGCUGUGCAGGAGAAACGGGUUUGGGUUCAGAAGUCAUCUUCAGAAUCUGGAAAAUGAAUUGAAGUCAUAAUUGUUAUCCAGGUUUGUGAUCGAGGCUACGUUCUCUCUUGGCCCAGCAAGACUCUGGUGAUACACUAGAAAAGUAUUCGGUGCAUGGACUGGAACAGCUUUGAAGAACAUCUCGAAAGUCAUUUUUCUCCGCACAGCUGAGAAUUUAGCUGCAGUUCCAAAUUAAGGUUUUCAGUUAAUGAGGAUGAUGCCGUUAGCAGUCAACGCCUGGCCAAAUUGUCAAAAUUUGGCGUGCAGAGGAGGAAGCAGUUGAUGUCACUGCGCCACCCCCUCAUGACAAGCUUGAAAGGUCAUCCGUUCUAGUUAUCAUUCUUAGGAGAUUGGACUGGUAUUUCACAGUCCGGAUUCGACUGAACUUCGGAGAUACCGAGUUGGGUUUUCCUCUCAAAAUUCUUGAAGGGCAGCGGUAGUUAUACAGUCGCAUCAUUACGUGUUACCAGAGAAUUUCUAGACCUUUACAACUCUGAGACCUCGCCAUUAUCAUUGUCUUGAACAGUAUAGUAAAGUGACGAAUUAGAACCCUCUCUAAAUCCUGUCUUUGGCAUGUAAUCCUUCUCCCCUCACCUUUUAACGGAACGAAGGCGCGGUCGCAGAGCUGUCACUGGCUAUGUUGGUUUGCAUAUUAUAUUAUUUUUAAUUUAAAAUA
Messenger RNA from Punica granatum (pomegranate), 2271 nucleotides. Lineage: Eukaryota; Viridiplantae; Streptophyta; Magnoliopsida; Myrtales; Lythraceae. The record is from RefSeq and is a predicted model, not a curated record.